Molecule: messenger RNA, 4693 nt
Organism: Ostrea edulis (European flat oyster)
Lineage: Eukaryota; Metazoa; Mollusca; Bivalvia; Ostreida; Ostreidae
Product: guanine nucleotide-binding protein subunit alpha-12-like
Exons: 3
Coding region: 178-1260 (360 amino acids)
Biological process (GO): Rho protein signal transduction; adenylate cyclase-modulating G protein-coupled receptor signaling pathway
Cellular component (GO): heterotrimeric G-protein complex; brush border membrane
Molecular function (GO): G-protein beta/gamma-subunit complex binding; D5 dopamine receptor binding; guanyl nucleotide binding
Source: RefSeq, a predicted model, not a curated record
UCAUAACUCCUAAGCUAUAAGCAAUACAAAAUUGAGAGUUGGGGGAAAUACGGAUAUCCCAUAUGUGAGAGCAAGGAACGACAACUCUGGGUGGGGCGAAAGUGAAAAUAGAAAAAUGACCUAGAUAAGAACAGGAAGUUUAGGAUUCUGACGUCAUGGGUGUGUUAUGAGGGCAAAAUGGCCGACAUUGUCAUGUCUUGUUGUAUGUCGGAUCAGGAAAAAGAACAGAAAAGUCGAAGUAAGGAUAUAGACAGACUCAUUGCUAAAGAAAAGGCACAGUUUAGACGAACAAUUAAAAUCCUUCUGCUUGGCGCAGGGGAAAGUGGCAAAAGUACAUUCUUAAAACAAAUGAGAAUUAUACAUGGGCAAGACUUCGACGACGAGUCCAUUAGGGAGUUUAAAUGUGUGAUAUAUGGAAACGCAGUGAAAGGUCUAAGAGUUUUGAUCGAUGCCCGUGAAAAGUUGGGGAUUCCCUGGGGUGAUGAAGAGAACACCAAGCAUGGAACCUUCGUAUUUGGGUACAACACAUCAACCAAACUAGACGAAACAUCAUUUGUGCAGUAUGUGGAGCCGAUGAGAUGUCUUUGGCAAGAUAAGGGUAUUCAAGCUGCCUAUGACAGAAGAAGAGAAUUCCAGUUGGGAGAUUCAUUGAAGUACUUCCUUGAUGACUUGAACAGAGUUGGACAACCAGGGUAUGUGCCGACAAAGCAGGAUAUUCUCCAUGCCAGAAAGGCUACCAAAGGCAUCAUAGAGCAUACGAUCGACAUCAGCGGCGUGCCCUUUCUGUUUGUAGAUGUUGGAGGUCAAAGGUCACAGAGACAAAAAUGGUUCCAGUGUUUUGAGAGCAUUACUUCCAUUCUUUUCUUGGCUUCCUCGAGUGAAUUUGAUCAAGUGCUUUUAGAGGACAGGAAAACAAAUCGUCUUCAGGAGUCGUGUGACAUCUUUGAAACAAUCAUAAACAACAAGACUUUCUGUAGUGUGUCCAUAAUUCUCUUUCUGAACAAAUUUGACUUGUUAAAAGAGAAAAUCAAGCAUGUAAGCGUUAGAGACUACUUCUCCGAUUAUCCGGGAGACCCGCAUAAUCUGGAACACAUACAGAACUUUCUGCUAACAAUGUUCGAUGAGAAGCGAAAAGACCGGAGCAAACCUCUGUUUCAUCACUUUACGACUGCCAUAGACACAGACAAUGUGCGAUUUGUAUUUCAGGCUGUGAAGGAUACAAUUCUACAAGAAAACCUAAAAUCUCUCAUGCUACAAUGAGAGUGGGUCUACAAGUUUAUGAAGUCAGCCAAUCAAAACGAGUCAUUAUAUGGAUUGCCUGAAAUAAAUCUUACUGGGGGCAUCUGUCAGUGAUACGGUUACCUGUUAUCAGUAUGCGUCAGUCAUUGUCAGUAAGGAAUACUGAGGUUCUCAAUAUGAGAUACCAACUUGUGGCUUCAUGUGGCAAAACUGUGUCAUGUGUGGGAAAUGUGGGCAGUGUGUGAGAGGCAUCAGCCGUAAUGAUGUCAAUUUCUUCAUGUUAUUAUCUAGUCCAGGAUAAAGGGUGUAUAUUGACUACUAAUGUAUUUCAAUAUGCAUGUUGUUCAUGUAAUUCAGUGAUUCCGUGUAAAGCUGUUGAGCGUUUUAAUUGGUUGUUAAAAAUUGUUCUGUAUGCAUGUAUAUAAGGCAACAUUAUCUGUUAGAAAAUUUCAUAAAUUUUGGCAUGAAUUAACAACUUAUAGACACAUGUAGUCACAUUUUUCAUGGAAUUAUCUUUUUUUAAACUUGUUAUUGUGAUGAAAUUGUUUUUAGGAAAAUCUUGUUCAGUUAAACUAUUGACAUGAAAAAAAAAGUUCAUGAAAGAAUUUGUGAAGUCAUCGUCAACCAUAUGGUUCACAAUUUGGGGAUUUUUUUAGCAGAGGCUUUAUCUAAUUAUUAAUGGUUAAUUAAUCCUCAGUUUUGAGCCAUUCAUAUUGUUGAUUAAUUUUAUUUUUAGUCCAAACUAUUAUAAUUAUAUUUAUGGUUGCUCAUUGGUUCCAUAGUUUAAAAGUUUUAUGAGAUUAUGAUAGCUCAAAGGGACAGGUGAUUUGGAAAGUGGUUUCUUGUCAUAGUUAUUUAUUAAUAGAAAAAUACUAUCUUAACACCCAUCAAAAUUAUGUAUAUUUCAAAGUAUCUUUUUAUAUUAUCAUUAAAUUCUAGUGUUGCUUUUUAAUAGCUGCAAAUUGUUAUGAAGCAUUUUUUAAGUGCUUUAAAAACUAUAAAAUUAACUCGUUAAGGAAACAAAAAAGAAAAAUGACAUCGUGCUGACUGCAUAUUACUUGUAGUAAAUGGUUAUAUGUGAACUCAGUGAUUUUACAUGUUAAGGUUGUAGUGAUAAUGUAAAAACUGGUUUUAUGGUGCGUUUCUUAUACAUAUAACAUUCCAGGCUUGGUACUUAUAGAGGGCCGUGUUGAUGCUUUACAUUUACACGGUGCUUAGUGAAGUGCUUCUUGAUCAGUCGUGGAAGUCUAUGAAAUUUGAUUCUCAGCGUAAAAGCUUCCUCCCGAUUUCUCUCCAUCAUUUCCUCUAAAACUGGCAUGCUUAUGGUAUUGUGUAAUGAAAUUUACAUGUAGUGGUUCUAAGUAUUGUGAUAUUAAGCAUUGUCUAAGGUUUAUGAAUGUAAUACUGUGUUCAAUAGACUAGUCUCAUAGUACAACGUGCACUGGGUUCUUAAGAAAGCUGACUUAACAUGAACUAGCAAUCACAGAGGCUUUCACUAUUAAGUGUAUGACAGUACGUGUCUUCCUGGGUAACAGAGCAUACAGAGGUGUAACUUAGGGUGCAUAAAAAAAGGAGCUGUUAACAGGAAAGGAUCUUAACUGAGAUGUGAAAUGUAAAACAAUGGACAGUGUCUACUCUGUUAGGUUUAUAAACAAUGUAGGACCAAUUGUGGCAAUUCACAAGAGGGAGAGAGAAAGAGAGAGAUUUCUCCUACAAAUUAUAAUCGGAAUGUUCUGAUUUGGUAUAUGUUGUCUCGCGUGAAGGAAAUGCUUUGACUCGUUGGUUUCGACCGGUUUGUCACGUUUGUGUACGAAGUAAAACAGAUGGUGUGUGUGUGUGUUUAAGAGAAUGGCUGGAGUAUUGUCUGUGAACAGAGAAAUACAAGUAUUCAUCAAGUGCCUCAUUUCACUUUAUUGGGAAAAGUUUCUUAAUACCAUUCUUUGUCAUUGAUAUUCCAUAGAAUCACUUUCAUAUUUUAUUUUAAACGGGUUGGGGGGACAGAUUUCCAUGAUUGUAGAAAAAGAGUUCAUGCAAGAUUUCUAGUUUAAUUUCUCUUGUUCAAGGAGGAUAUAAAUUUAAGAGGGUCUAUUCAUACCACUAAAACAGCAAAAAUUACCCCUACUCCCAUGAAAAUUAAUUAUUUUACAGUAUGAAUACAAAACUUAUCAGAUGUAUGAACUAGUAGCAUUAUUAAUAUGCAUAUUAUCAAAUUAUUGGAUGUUUCAUCUGGGAUAACCUGUGACAUAACUAGGCAUGAAAUCUAUAACAAUUAUGGACAAAAUAUGUAAUGUGUAAACAAUUUCAUAAUCAUGAACUCUGGGGUGAACAUUUUUAAACUUGCAUCCAAGAACUGGGGAUUUGCGGAAAAGAACUUGCCCGGUACAGUAAUGAGUUGAUCAUAAUUGUAUCAUCACUGUGGAGCAGUGACAUUUUUAAAGUUUGCUAUGAAUAUUUUUAUAGUUUUCACACAGUAUUUUAAGAAAGUCAUAUACAUAUACUUUGUUACUUUAUUUUUUAUUCUUGGGGACAAUGGUGUAAUAGUUAUGCCUCUGCUGAAUAUAACAAUCAUACUACGACUUUUCUCAAGGUAAACAUCUUUCAGUAGGUCCAGUUUGUUUUGCCUAUCCUUGUAUACACUGUGUAGAUGUUCUUUGCCAAUCUGGAUCCAAAUAUUGUUGCUCAAUCAUUUUCUAUUUUUAUUACUUGUACAAUCAGGUUGAGCAAGCUUCAUUGGUGCAUUAUUUCAGUGGCUUAAAGAAAGACAACUCUUGUUUUCACUUACAGUUCUUUAGUUAUACAAAAUUUAUUUAAAUUACUUGUAUCCUGUUGCAUGUUGUGAAAGACUGUGUCAUACAUGUCAUCAUAUAUUUUUACAUCCCACCGCAGAGAGUUCUCUUAUAUUAAACCAGAAGCACAUUAAUUGCCAAAAUUUGAUUAAUUUCUGUACAUGCAACUGUUUAGUUUUUAUAAUGUAUAAUAUAGGUGGGUAAUGACUUUAUUUGUAACAUUUCAUUCUAUCAAUUUAUCAUAUCUCAGUCUUAUCAAGUUAUCACAUUUCAGUCUAUCAAUAUUUUUUUCCAUUUAUUUUACAAUAUGUUGCUAGCAAAUCUUCUUAAUUUUUGGGCUUAUUUACAAUUGGUAAAAUUGACGUUCUACAAUACUGCUCUAGAUGUUGUACAAUUAUUUUAUCCCUGUUAUAAAUCUGUAUGAGCUUAUCUUCAAAAGUCAUAUAAAGUAUGAAAUUCUUUGAAUAAAUACUUCAACUAGAGAUGCUUCUGGAGAAAAUAUCUUUUUAAGACACAAAGUACUUGAAGCUGGUUGAUAUAUAGUGUGUGUCAUCUUUUGAAGGCAGUUUGUGACAGCCCAGGCUGGAAUAAAAUACCUGUAACUACCUGUAAGCAAAUACCUAAAUGAUAUAUAUAGAACAUUUAGAUUAAAAUCUAUCUAUACUACA